AUGUUUUAAUCAUGUUAUAAAAAGCAUAAAAAACUCAGAAUCUCAAUUCUUUAAUAUGGUCACCCACAGUGUACAAAAACAUAAAAAACCCAUUAGAGUUAUAAUGCAAAAUACUGAAAAAGUACAGUUCUUAUACUAGAAAAAAUCUUACACUGUACAAUGUAAAAGCAAGGGAAACUUAUCUCGAUUCAGUUAUGCUAUUAUGUCCUAGCAGGAGUUCAGCACCCCCAAGUAAUAACAUGUUAGAGGGAAAGUUACCUAUAAAAGCAUCUGUUUCAUUUUCUGCUCUUUCAUUUCAGACAAAAUCUUUGACCAUACCUUUACCAUAUUGAAACAGAUUAAAUAUCAAUUAAAGAAAAUUCUAGCACAAUGUUUAUAUUUACAAUUUUCUUUGUAUUAAUUGCAUCUAUAUAUACCAAUGAUAUAGUUGCUCAAGUAACAGAUGAUGAAAGUUGUGAAACAUUACAGUCAGAAGUACAUAUUACAAAAGAUCAAUAUGAUGAAAUAGGUCGAUUAAAAAGAACUUGUAGUGGAGAUAUAUCUGUUACAAAAUGUGAAGGGUUUUGUAGUUCACAAGUACAACCAAGUGUUGUAAGUACAACAGGAUUUUCAAAGGAAUGUUAUUGCUGUCGUGAGAGUUAUUUAAAAGAAAGGCAUAUUACUUUACAUCAUUGUUAUGAUGCAGAUGGUAUAAAAUUAAUAAAUGAAGAUGGAGUAAUGGAAAUCAAGAUAAGAGAACCAACAGAAUGUAAAUGUAUUAAAUGUGGCGAUAUAUCUCGAUAAAUAUGAAAAUAUUUUAUAAAAAUAUUAAUAAAACAUAUAUAUAUUUAUAUAUAUAGAAAUUAAAUGUAAUAAAAAUUAUAUGAUUUAAAAUAAAAAUAAUAGAAU
This is a messenger RNA of Frieseomelitta varia, 888 nucleotides long. It is a transcript of the gene Pburs, whose product is annotated as partner of bursicon. Gene Ontology annotation, cellular component: bursicon neuropeptide hormone complex; extracellular region. Gene Ontology annotation, molecular function: G protein-coupled receptor binding; neuropeptide hormone activity. NCBI's taxonomy places the organism in Eukaryota, Metazoa, Arthropoda, Insecta, Hymenoptera, Apidae. Gene Ontology annotation, biological process: G protein-coupled receptor signaling pathway. The transcript is spliced from 3 exons. The record is from RefSeq and is a predicted model, not a curated record. The coding region runs from base 370 to 783 and encodes 137 amino acids.